Molecule: messenger RNA, 192 nt
Organism: Racocetra persica
Lineage: Eukaryota; Fungi; Glomeromycota; Glomeromycetes; Diversisporales; Gigasporaceae
Source: the annotation of a GenBank genome assembly
ACCGUUAAUGCAAAAUCCAAUAAAGUGAAGAAAACCAAUAAACAUAAAAAAAGAAAAAUCGAAACACCAUCUGAAACACCAUCGGAAUUGGAUUUGAGAGAAAGGGUUCUUGAUUUAAAGGAACGUGAAAUUUCAUUGAGAGAGCGGGAAGUUAAAAUACGAGAAUUAGAAAUUAAACGUUCCAAGAAAUAG